Molecule: messenger RNA, 4151 nt
Organism: Sebastes umbrosus (honeycomb rockfish)
Lineage: Eukaryota; Metazoa; Chordata; Actinopteri; Perciformes; Sebastidae
Gene: atxn7l1
Product: ataxin 7-like 1
Exons: 12
Coding region: 149-2671 (840 amino acids)
Source: RefSeq, a predicted model, not a curated record
UGUUAUGAUAAAUCUGUUUAAUGUUAAUAGGAUGUGCCUACAAACCUACAUACUGAACUUUUGAACUUAUGAGUAUAGCUCCCUGGUCUGUCCUCAACAUCCCAACCCCCUUCCGACAGAAGCCGAACCGAGCCGAACCCCUCCGACAAUGACGUCACCAUAUCUCGUUCUUUCGAUUUUUCGCCUGCUGCGUGCGAAGGAAGGAGAGAGAGACAGACAGGAGAGAGAAAACCAACGGCUCUCAGCGAAGCAACAAGAAGGAAGAGCAAUAAUGGCGACACUGGCUCGCCAAAUACCAAGUCCGGACAGCUUCCUCUGCGAGCCUUGGUCUUCCUACAUCAGCGCGGCUAAAUUACGUUUUGUUGACACCUCGUCCUCGGAUAAAAGCGACAAAGAAGAGCUCUACUGUCUCGGUGAAGCUGUGAGGCUCAGCAAACAAGAGAUGCUCGUCUGCCGCAAGUUUCCAGCUCUGGAGGAUUUUUGUCUUGUUGUCUGCCAUGUCUGCAAUCAGGUGGUCACUCCUCAGGGCAUCCUCACACACUAUGAGAAGCGCCACGGCUCCCCCGCCCCCUCCAGGAGCCCCCUGGUCCCCAUGAAGCCCAAAGCGCCUGCAGUGGCCCCCGCUGUGACUCCCAGUCCUGGGGACACGCUGGCCUUCAGGGUCCCUAAAGAUUACCCUCACUCACGCUUCAGCAAGGCGCCUCUCGCUGUCUACCCACCAAAAGGGGCACGGAACAAGACGUGUGUAUCCCUUCCAGUCGUCAGCCUGGAGAAGAUGCCCUGCCUCAGCCGUGCCGACUCCGCAUCACACGUGCGCCUCACCUCCGCCUCUUCCUCCCCCUCCCCCUCCUCCCUCAAACCUCCAUCCCUAACUCCCCCGGCCUCCCAGCGGUCCAGCGAGAAGCUCGUGAACGGUCGCGGCACCGGCGGGCCAUCCACGCCGCGCCCCACCACCUCUCCAUCCUCUCUGGACGGGCGGCCCAGCCCGGCGCGCUCUCCACUGGACAGGCGGCUGUCGUCUACACCUUCUCCCUCCCCGCUGGACCGGAAACCCUCCCCGUCGCCUUCCCCUUCUCAGAGAUCUGGCGCUCUACCACCGCCGCCGUCGUCGUCGUUGCCAUUGGAGAAGAAGCACCAAAACGGGACUAAGACUUCCUCCAGGUCACAAAAAAGACUCUCAGGGAGAGUGUUUGAUCCUAACAAGCACUGUGGAGUCCAGGACCCAGAGACUAAGCGGCCCUGCACACGGUCUCUCACCUGCAAGACUCACUCCUUAACCCACCGCCGAGCCGUCUCCGGCCGAAGGAAACAUUUCGACGUCCUCCUUGCCGAGCACAAAGGGCGGGCGAAGGUGAACGAGGGAGCGAAGGAGAAGGAGAGGGAGGGAUCGCAGGGAGGGAAGGAAGGCAGCAGCCAGAGCAUCACGUCACAAGACACCUCGUGUCCCAGCAAGCCUCACUGCCCAAACGGACGAACUCUGUCCAUGCUGAAGCUACGGCUGGCGAACGCACACAUACCCAGGGUUCCCGGCUCCACCACCUCCACCUCCACCUCCAGUCCUCUGCCCCCAGCACCGGCCCCCGCCCCGGCCCCUAACCCAGAGCCGUCUCCCCACAGUUUGGUGGCGGCAGCAGGAGACGGCGGUCGACUUUCCAGUGACGAGGGAGACGCAGAGACUCCCGAGGACACUGACAGACCUGCCUUUCACUACUCCAAUCGCCACCCACAGCCUUUAGGGUUUUGCGUAUUCAGCCGCCGGCUCAUGGGACGGGGCCACUACGUGUUCGACAGGCGAUGGGACCGGAUGAGGCUGGCGCUCCAGAACAUGGUGGAGAAACACCUUAACGCACAGAUGUGGAGGAAGAUGCCUGUGGCUGCUGAGAGCCCCCUCUCCCUCUCCUCCUCCGGUACCUCCCCCGUCACUUCACAACAGACUCCCUCUCCCACCUCCUUCACCUCUCCUCUCCUCUCCUCCCCCUCCAACUCCCUCUCCUGCACCGCCACAUUUCCUCAGUCUGCAUCCACGGCGGGGGUGUUCACCAUUCGAGACGCUCCGCAGCCCGCCGCCCCAGUUUCCGCGCUGGGUAAAGCCCGUAACGGCACGCAUAAAGCCGGCCGCCCAUCCAAAGACACGGAGGACUCGGUAGCGGGAUCUAAGAGGAGGAAAAACUCUUCCUACCCCUCCUCCUCAUCCUUUUCUCCUUCUGCCUUGUUUCCGACUGUGGAUAAUCUUAGGAGGAACGGCAGCAGCUAUCAUCCAACGUUACAAGGUUCAGGGGGGACGGCAGCGAACCCAGCCAGGAAAAAGGGACUUGGGCGCGGGGCAAGUGGGCUUUGGAGCGGCGGACAGGACUGGCUAUCCAGAGCCGAUGGGUCUCAAAGCCACAACUCACAGAACAGUCGCGAACUUGGCACGACCAGUAUACCCUACUCACCCAGCAGGGAGCCUGCCUCCGCUCCCCAUCCGCCCCUGGCCUCCCCCUCCGGACCCUUGGCUUAUGGGGGAGGAGCAGAGGGGAGGAAGAGGAGGAGUCCCAGCUCUUACAGAGGGAAGGCCAGCAAGCUGAGCAGGCCGGGCGGUUUGGAGAGCAUCUUUGGGAAUGGGAGCGACAGCGUGGGAAUACUGGCUUUGGGACCCGAGUCCCCGAGACAGGCCAAGUUGCAUCACUGACAGAGAAACCUGUUUCACGGACAGAAUGUUGGGCAGCUGUGCAGACCACCACCGUUUGUGACCUUUGACCUCACCACUCUUCCGCUGACAGCACCAAUCAGACUGCUUCAUCUCGGCGGUGUCACCCCCCCCCCUCAUUCAUCCAAUGACAGUUCAGCUCACCCCCGCUGUGACACCGGGGCUCUGGAGUCUUUGCCCACAGUCGAGACCGGCUGGCAGUUAACUUCCACUCUCCACCUUCUAAUUACGGAUCGCUGUGAUGGAAAAGCUGCCGUGCAUCGCUGCGGUUCGCGGCCUUUUCAGAACAAGACAGCGGAAUCCAAAAAAAACUCAUCCUCUGAAAAGGGAAUUUGCCUCUUUUUGAGGCAUUGUUAAUAAUACCACCACUGUUCAACUGUUGGGGAGACACUUUCCUGGUUGCCGUGUCCGGUCAGCUGACGACGAAAGAGGUCUGUGAUUGUUUUUGGGAGUUAGAUGGUUGAAGGACCUACUGACACGACUACUGUAGGACUCAGCCUUCAUCUAUGCCACCUCAACUGCCCCCCACUUACACCCUUUUUCUGUCCUUUCUCUUGAUUUUAGCUUCUCCUCUUCCUCAAAGAUGGAAGAGACAACAGCAGCUUUAGUUGGGUUUUAUCCAGCUUUUUCCUCUCUUUCUGUAUUUCUCUCCAUCUUUCUUUACUACUCUUUGUAUCAAACAACUUUGUCUGUACAAUUCUCCCCCCCACCAUCCAUCCCAGCAUGCCUGUGUUCAAAGUGCACUUACUGCCCUCGCUUCCCCCCUCGUUCCCUUCUUCAGCGACUCCAGAGCAGCCUCCAGCAGUGCCACACAAGGACCUGUUCACACAAGGGAAGAAAAAAAACGCGUUACCAACGAUGCCGCGUCAAUGCAUUGUAUUUCAAUAUAGGAAGACAUUUUAUUUGAAGAAUUGUUUUUUUCUUUCGUUCUGGUUUUCAAAUGUUGCAAGAAACACAAACUCCUGUCUGUGUGUCAGGACUUGCAUCCAAAAAGGAAUGAUUAACCACGGCGUUGGAUCUUUUUUUUUUUGUACAAUAAUUUAUGUUUUCUAACUGACCCUCGAUGUUUGAGAGACUUUUUGAGCAAAAACAUAAUUUCUAUGGUAUUUUGAAGAACUGUUGAAAGUAUUAUGAUAGAUCAUAUUGUUGAAAAAUGUGUACAUAUCUGUUAUUAUUUUUGUAUUUAUUAAUAAUUGUCCCCUUUUACUAAAUAUGAGCUAGACGGAGUAUUUUGCCCUCCUACAUAUAGCUCUGUGUUUAAUGAUGAUUGAAGAGAUUGGCCUGGUUUCUCAAAAUCUUCAAGAACUUGUUCAUUAGCAAGAUUUUAAAAUGACUACAGAUUAAUACUCAACACGCAGCCAAAUACAAACUUUGACUGUGGCUGCUGUGUAUGUCGUUUCUAUUUCGCUGUGCAGACAGAUAACAACCUGUGGUCAAUUCUAAAAAGUAUUUUAUUCAGACA